AUGAGUGAAUUUAGGCCUAAAUUCUUAAAGCCUUCAGAUACCACUAGUUUUCUGGAUAGAGAUGAUUCUUACAGCGUAGAAACCACCGAUUUCGUUUACAAUAGAUAUUUGUCUCAGUCUAUUCAAACGCAAAGGCAAAGGUUGCCCAUUUUCAAUAACAGAAAUCAUAUACUUUACCUCCUAGAGAAGUACCAAACUUUGAUUCUAAUCGGGGAAACUGGCUGCGGAAAGAGCACUCAAAUUCCACAGUACAUGAUAGAGGCGGAAUGGCCCGGACAAAUAGGAGUAUGCGAACCAAGAAGAGUGGCGGCUAUUUCUUUAGCUAAUAGGGUAGCAGAUGAGACGGGCACUCUUGUGCAACAAGAUACAGUUGGAUACGCAGUUCGAUUCGAUGCUUGUUAUAACAAACCAAAAAUUAAGUAUAUGACCGAAGGAAUAUUGCUUAGAGAAAUGAUGUCUGAUCCACUUCUUAAAGGUUACUCUGCAAUUAUGCUGGACGAAGCUCACGAAAGAUCAUUAUACACAGAUAUAUUGAUGGGUUUGAUGAAGAAAAUUUUAAAGAAACGUAAAGACCUUAGACUAAUAGUGGCUUCAGCAACUUUAGAUGCCAAAGAGUUACACGACUUUUUUAAUAACAAUACCACCGAUGAUAAGAAAAACGAUACUGCCGUUAUCAUGUCAGUGGAAGGGAGACAAUUUCCUGUUGAGAUAUUUUAUAUAUCAGAGCCAGUCCCGUGUUACGUUCAAGCAUCCGUAGACAGUGUUCUUAAAAUCAACGCGUCCAAAGCAACAGGUGACAUCCUAGUUUUUCUAACCGGCCAAGAAGAAGUAGACCGAGCUGUGAGGUUGCUAAACGAACACGCAAAUUUGAUAGAAGAAUCUAGAAAGAAGGAAAAUAUGAUGGUACUACCCAUGUACGGUUCUCUGCCACACCACGAACAACUAAAAGUCUUUAAACCACCACCUAAUGGUUACAGGAAAGUUGUAGUUGCAACCAAUGUGGCUGAAACUUCAGUUACUAUACCUGGAAUUGUUCACGUGAUCGACUGUGGAUUUGUUAAGCUUAAAUGGUACAAUACAGAAACUCAUACUGAUAGUUUGGUAGUACUCCCAAUCAGCAAAUCCUCCGCAGCUCAGAGAGCUGGUAGAGCUGGAAGAGUGAGAUCUGGUAAUGUGUAUAGACUCUACACAGAGGAAGACGCAGCAAAACUAGCAGACAACACUCCACCUGAGAUGGUUCGGAGUAACUUGACAUAUGCAGUGUUACAAAUAAAAGCUUUAGGGAUAGCUAAUCUACUCAAAUUCAGUUUUCCUAGUCCACCUCCUAUUGAGAAUUUAAAGAGUGCCUUAGAAAUUUUGUAUGCGUUAGAUGCAAUAGACAUUGAUGGGGAGUUAACUAAACCGAUCGGUUAUAAUAUGGCUGAAUUUGCGCUCGACCCAUUAUACUCAAAGGUGCUACUUAGUUCAGGAGAAUUUGGUUGUUCUGAAGAGAUCCUCACCAUCAUCGCCAUGCUUCAAGUGGAAACAGUAUUUACAAAACCUACUAGUGGUAACUCAAUUAUAAGAGCUAGGAUUCAAAAACGGCUAUUUGAAGUGGAAGAAGGAGAUCUAAUAACGUACUUAAACGUAUUCAAUGGUUUUAUCCAAAGCGAAAUGUCGCAGGGAUUUUGCCAUAAGAAUUUUUUAAGCUACAAAAGUUUAAAAAGAGUGGUGGAAAUAAGAAAGAGGUUGGAGAAGAUGAUGAGAAGUUAUGAGAUUCCUAUAGAAUCUUGUAUAAGGUCAACAGAAACUAUUCGAAAAUGUUUGGUGAAAGGUCUGUUCCCAAAUGCUGCCUAUUUACACCACAGUGGUGUUUAUAAAACAAUCAGAGGAGAUAUUGAACUUUUUGUCCAUCCUGAUAGCGUUUUGUAUACUAUGUCUCAACCGCAAUGGAUUUUAUUUUGUCAAGUAGUGCAUACAACAAAAUUGUACAUGAAAGACUUGACAGUGAUUGAAAAUGACUGGUUAUUAGAAUUAGCUCCUCAUUUUUACUACAAAACAACAUUCCGCGAAUAA
Diabrotica balteata is the source of this 2055-nucleotide messenger RNA. The record is from the annotation of a GenBank genome assembly. Lineage: Eukaryota; Metazoa; Arthropoda; Insecta; Coleoptera; Chrysomelidae.